Cetraspora pellucida is the source of this 333-nucleotide messenger RNA. Lineage: Eukaryota; Fungi; Glomeromycota; Glomeromycetes; Diversisporales; Gigasporaceae. The record is from the annotation of a GenBank genome assembly.
AUGAAUAAGUUUGGUCGUACUAAGAGAAGAGCUGUGCCAGUAUGCAAAGGUGCUCAAUAUAUUUUACCUUCCAUUGACCUCAUUAAAAAACAAAUGAACACACAAAAUGUUUCAAGUACUUCAAGCAUUCUUAGCACUUUAAGCAUCUCUAGCAGUUUUAUUCAGAUGAGAUCAAAUACGAUAAUUGCAGAAAAUGUAGAUAUAGAAAGCCACUUGGUUGGGUCUGAUGAUACUGAUAACAAUUUAUAUGAUCCAAACCUUACAAGUAAUAAUAAGAAUCCUAUUGAUGACGAUAUUUCAGAAAAUAAGUCAACUUAUUCAUAUGCUAAAUGA